GGGUCGCGGCUGGCGGUGGGGAUGGCGAGGGUCGCUGUUCUUUGGUGUUUGCCGCAGCGCGUUUGUCCCGGGAGGCCGGGCCGGGUGUGCUCGGCACCCUCCUGCCUUGCCCUGAGAUUCCAGCAGGUCGGAGCCCCCCGGGAUGUCCCUCUUUGGGCCCUUCUCUUCCGCAGGGGCGGCUCCUCCACCUCGUUUUGCCCUAAAACGGAGCGAGCCCGUGCAGCUCCGGCCGCUGCCCCGCUCUGCCCGUUCAGCGCUUCCUGCCUUGCCUUUGGCAGCUGAGGGAAAGUUGAGGUCCGGUUUUCUACCCUGGGUGUAUCCGGCUCAGCCCGGCUUUAGGAGAAACCCCCGGGAGGGGUUUUGGCAGCGGGGAGAGCUGCGUGCCUUGGCACAGACCGGGACAUCGGUGCGCAGGGAGCGGGACGGCUCCCGAAGGCACGGGGGACACGGGGAGCGCUCGGCUGGGAAGGGCAGCCAGCGGGGACGUGCGGCCAGCCGGGACAGACCUUUAGCACGGUGGGAUGUUUGCCAGCACCUGUGGGAGUCACACAUAGGUGACUGGAUGCCCCACGUAGCCCAGGAGGAGCCACCUGGAAGGGUGGAUUUGGGAUAGGGAGGCAGAGGAAGGGUCUGGGCUCGCUGGGGGAUGCUGAAGAGGCAGAGUGUCCCUCGGGGCUCCGAAUUCAGCGGGGUGUUCCCAGCACCAGCACCGCUCUGGGUGGGCUCCCUCCCUCGUUUUGGGAGGAGAGGGGUUAAGUCAAAGCAUCCGAGCUAAGCCCUGGCAGGAGGAGGCUAAAACCUCCCUGAGAACAAAGCUUACAAAGUGGUGGUAAGCUGGUAAAACCUGUGGGAAUGUGGGAGCCUUCAGGAGGAGCGGGGUCCUGGAUGGGGAGCGGGGUCCUGCAGUUCCCCGGCAGCCCCUCGGCGUGGAAAUCCUGGCCCCAGGUUAUUUUUGGAACAAUUGCUUGGCCAGGCUUCAAAAAUGUCCUGGUUUUUGGAAGAGACUGGAGCCUGUGAGCCGUCAGCACAGGCCAGGCACUGCGGGGUGUCCAGGGCUGGGUCGGGAGCAUCAGGGAAGGGAAGCCAGGGGGAUCAGGAGGUGUGCCUGGAGCCCACACGGGGAUCAGGAUGGCUGCUGCACUACUGGGAGGCAGCAGACUUUUAUUUUCUCCUUGCGAAUCCCAAAUUUGCCAUCUGCCUCUCAGGGAAGCUUUUCCAGGCAGGCAGCCUGAGCUCCAGGCUCUUGGGUGCCUCCCAAGGUGGACGUGCAGGUCGUGCCUGUCGUUGCCCUCCCCUCCCUGAGCCCCUUCCUUUGCACCCCGGGGCUGUGCCACCCCUCUUUUAUCAAUUCCCAGCACAUAUGAAAGAGGCACAGAGGGCAAUGAUUGAUUCUGGGCAAACACUAUAAAGGCACCUGCAGUUAGAGCAGGGAAGCACUCGGUUCAUGGUAAUUAUCCUGGUUAAAUUAUAACCUAAUGAACAGGCCACCUCUGUCCCUGGGGCUCCCGUGCUCCUCCGGGUGCUGGCAUUGAGGUCCCAGAGAUGUUUGUGUCCCAGCCCCUGUGACGCCGAGGGGACCCACGUGUGGCCAAGGGCUGGAGCGUGACUCCUCACCUCCCGGAGAGCUGCAUUUGGGGCUGGCACAGCUGGAUUUUGGCACAGCCCUCCUUGCAGCCCUGCCUGCUUCCCGACCAUCCUGCUCUUCCCAGGAUCCCCGAGGUGCUGUGGAGCUGGAGAGCCCCCGGAAGCCAGGUCCUGGCAGCCCCUCAUGCAUCCCAGACACACCAUGAUCCCCAGCGUGGGCCCCCGGAGCUGCUGCCUGCUCCUGCUGCUCUGCCUCCUCCCCUGCCCACAGGUCUGGGCGGGCAGGGACAGCACCAGAGUCUCCGCAGCCUCCUUCCUGCAGGAUCUGCUCCAGCGGUACGGGGAGAGCCAGACUUUGAGCCUGAAGCAGCUCAAGGCCCUGCUGAACCGCCUGGAUGUGGGAGUGGGACACGCCAAUGUCUCCCAAACGCCUCAGCAGCGCCUGAACCUCUCCCGGUGCUUCAGCUCCGUGGAGCUUUUCGCCAUCCACAACCUGAGCGAGGGCUCCCCUGUGGGGCACAGUGAGUUCAAGGAGUUCUGCCCCGCCAUCCUGCAGCAGCUGGAGUCAGGGGCGUGUGCCUCCGAAAACCUGGAAAAUGAGGAGAAUGAGCAGACAGAGGAGAGCAAGCCCAGCUCAGCUGAAGUGUGGGGCUUUGGUUUUCUCAGUGUGUCCAUGAUUAACGUGGCCUCCCUGCUCGGAGUCCUCAUCGUUCCGUGUUCCCAGAAGGCCUUUUUCAGCCGGGUGCUCCUGUUUUUCAUCGCGCUCUCCAUCGGCACGCUGCUCUCUAACGCGCUCUUCCAGCUCAUCCCAGAGGCGUUUGGAUUCAACCCUCAGGAAGAUUAUUAUGUUUCUAAAUCCGCUGUGGUGUUCGGGGGCUUCUACCUCUUCUUCUUCACAGAGAAGAUCCUGAAGAUGCUUCUGAAGCAGAAGGACCAGCACCACCAUGGGCACAGCCACUACGGCCCCGAGGCUCUGCCCUCCAAGAAGGACCGUGAGGAGGGGGUCACGGAGAAGCUGCAGAACGGGGACCUGGACCACAUGAUCCCACACAUCACCAAUGACCUGGAAUGCAAGCCCCCCUCUGGGGAUGAGAAGGCUGUGGUGGGCUCCCUCUCUGUCCAGGACCUGCAGGCCUCCCAGAGCGCGUGCUACUGGCUGAAGGAGGUGAGGUACUCGGACAUUGGGACGCUGGCCUGGAUGAUCACCCUCAGUGACGGCCUCCACAACUUCAUCGACGGCCUGGCCAUCGGCGCGUCCUUCACCGUGUCUGUCUUCCAAGGGAUCAGCACCUCCGUGGCCAUACUCUGCGAGGAGUUCCCACACGAGCUGGGGGACUUUGUGAUCCUGCUGAAUGCUGGGAUGACCAUUCGCCAGGCGCUCUUCUUCAACUUCAUCUCUGCCUGCUGCUGCUACGUGGGCCUGGCCUUUGGCAUCGUGGCUGGCAGCCACUUCUCUGCCAACUGGAUCUUUGCUCUGGCUGGAGGGAUGUUCCUGUACAUAGCACUGGCUGACAUGUUCCCUGAGAUGAACGAGGUCAGCCGGGAGGACGAGCAGAAUGGCAGCGCCCUGAUCACCUUCGCCAUCCAGAAUGCAGGGCUGCUGACAGGCUUCACCAUCAUGGUGCUGCUCACCAUGUACUCAGGGCAGAUCCAGAUAGGGUAGGACCAGUCUGAGCCGCAGCCCUGAUCCAAUUUUUCCAUGUUUUUUUUGGGGGGGAAAGGGUUUUUUCUUUCUUUUUUUAUUUUUUUUCCUUUUCCUGCUGCAAACAUACGACGGUACCUGUGCGGGCACUGACGUCACACUACAGGAGAGACAUUGCUUUGAAAGCUAUUCCAUGGAUAUUUUUUUUUCUGGUUUAAGGCUGAGGGGAGUGGAAUUCCCCUUCCCAUAGGAUUGACCUGACUUUUUCCAGUGUCAUAUCCCUUCUCUCCUCACCUCUCCCAGGAAGGAUGGAAUGGGGAGACAGGAGCUGCUCCAGCCGUGCUGCUCCUCUCAUUGUGCUUGGAGCGUUCCCAUGGGACAUGAUGCUGUCCUGACCCCUCUGGGGGUGUGUGAUGGGGACAUAUGGGGACAGGCCCUUCUCAGAGCAUUCCCCACCAGCCAGCCCUCAGAGCUGUGCUCUCCAAGGAUGAGGAGGUUCACGAUGUCACCAUCAUCCGACUGCUUUCGCUCCGUUUCAGCCCGGACACUGCCCUGGCACGAGUGGGGUGAAGAGGGCAGGGGUUUUAAAGCACAUUUUGGAGUCAGUGCUCAGAGCAGAGGAUGCCAAACUGGGUUGGAGUGACACCUGGGCUGCUGGGAGAUCCUGCCAGGAUGCCCUGAGCCCAGUUCAGUCCAUGCUACUGGAAUCAGGGGUAAAUCCCCCUCCUCCUCCUCCAUGAUGAGAAGGGGAUGAGAGCAGAGCCAGGCUCCAGCCCAGGGAUUUUUCCUCGGGUUGUGUCCAAGCUCAUGGUGACACCCGGGAACAGCCAGCUGGUUUUUAAACAGUACUGAGGUUUAGGGUGGAGUGGGGGGUGUUUUUAAAAGCAAAACUGACUGAACCUCUUUAUGCUGCGUGUUCCCAGCCUUAGGGAGUAGCCAGAGAAGGGUGUUCCAGGCACUUCCAUCUCUGCCUCUGGGCUGGCGUUCCCCAGAUUCACUAGGUGAAUUUCUUAUUAUCAUAUUGAUAAGGUUGCCCACCCCACCCGUGUUGCUUGAGGUUCCCUCACCCCUCUUUUGCCCCCAGACCCUUCAUCCUGUACCUGGUGUGAGCUUGUGGCUGUGUGGAUUCAGGGCAAUCCCUCGUGGUUUGGUGCUGGAAUGGGAUGGAGGAGAGGUGCAGCUGCUUUGGAAGUAUUUGUGAAGUGUCUUCCUUCACUCCCCGCCUGUGCAGGUGUGUGGAGUGGGACAGGGUGGUGGCCCAUGGUGGCACUGUGCUGGAGCUGAGGCUCCCACACCUUCCCUUCCCGCCCUGAGGAAAGCAAACCUGAGGCUGUGCCAGGUAUUUUUCCUGCCCGUUGCAGGACAGAGGGACCUCAGCCCCUGGCACAGGCUCAGCACCCCUGGCAGUGUUGUUCCCUGGCUGGAUCCCUGUAAUCCCUGAAUUCCUGUAGUUCCCAGCUGGGUGAUGUUCUUCCUAAACUCCCAACAGCUGUCACCGAGCCCAUGGCCUCUGGCAUUGCCAGGAUCCUCACGGAUCAUCACCUGCACUCUCGGUGGCUUUUCUAGUCUGGGCAUUUGUCCCCACAGCACCCCCCGGCUCUUGGCUUUGUCCUGCACCCCAAAACCUAAAUCUCAACUUCUGGAGGAGCAGGGAGCGUUUUUGGGAUCACCCUUCACCCAAAGGUGUCCUUGGGUGAUUUCCUCAAGGAGAGACAGGCUCCACUUUGUCCUGUGUGGUGGCUCUUGUGGAUUGUCACCCUAAGUCACUUUUCCCUCUGGGACAGAGCAGUGUGGCCCGUGCUGGCUCGGGCAAUCAUUCAGCACCUCGCAGGCAUUCCCUGUGCUGCUGAUUCCAGGACGAAAGUGGCAUUGGAAACACUUUCCUUGCUUGAAAGAGCCGCGGCCCCAGCUGACCAACUCGAUGUGGAAAAUCUGAGUCCUUUCACUGGCACAGGUGCCCUCUCCUCUCUCUCAAGGAAGCACUUGGGAAACACCAGGGCUAGCAGGGCACCGAAGCUGCAUUCCCACUGGAAAAGCCUACAGGGGGAUAUCGGGGGGAUUGUCCCCUCUGGACUGUGCCUGAGAGGUCCCCAAAGGCUGGGAAGUGGCAGAGCAGGGCUUGGCUCCCUCAGAGCCGGCAGGAUUCACUGUGGGAAUCACGAGUCCGCCGUCUUCUCGUUUCCAGUUUAUCCCUGUUCCCUGAGAAAUCUGCAAGGCGGAGAUUUGGGAUGUGAGGGGGGUGAGAAACGAGGCUGCCCUGCCACCAAGGAGAGCUCCUGUUCCCGGCUGGGCAGGCUGGCACCUGCCGGUGGGAUAGAGAUGGGAACACACCCAAAUCGAGCUCCUCGUGGAUUUUCAUCCGUGCCUCCCUCCUCUCAUCCGGUUGGAAGCUCAAGUUCCAUCUCAGUAUUUCAAUUAUAACUCAGGUGUUGCAGGAGAGAACGCGCCGAAACAAAGAGCGUUAACUUAAAUGUCACGUGAAUUGUACAGAUAUUUGUAAAAUUCCAUAAAUAAAAUAUAUUCUGUAAUGACG
Molecule: messenger RNA, 5759 nt
Organism: Parus major (Great Tit)
Lineage: Eukaryota; Metazoa; Chordata; Aves; Passeriformes; Paridae
Gene: SLC39A14
Product: solute carrier family 39 member 14
Exons: 9
Coding region: 1769-3247 (492 amino acids)
Biological process (GO): zinc ion import across plasma membrane; intracellular zinc ion homeostasis
Cellular component (GO): membrane
Molecular function (GO): zinc ion transmembrane transporter activity
Source: RefSeq, a predicted model, not a curated record